This is a messenger RNA of Ylistrum balloti, 537 nucleotides long. RefSeq lists its product as uncharacterized. The transcript has a single exon. Lineage: Eukaryota; Metazoa; Mollusca; Bivalvia; Pectinida; Pectinidae. Bases 1 to 537 code for a protein of 178 amino acids. Gene Ontology annotation, biological process: DNA integration. Gene Ontology annotation, molecular function: nucleic acid binding. The record is from RefSeq and is a predicted model, not a curated record.
AUGUCCUGGGACAUUGAGGAUUUUGUAUCGCGAUGUUCCACAUGCAACAGAUUCAAGCCCAAGCAGAUAAAGGAACCUCUAAUUCCUCACAAAGUACCUGAUUGGCCAUGGCAGAAGCUGGGAAUGGACUUAUCCCAGUUUGGUCACAGAAACUAUCUUGUAGUAGUAGACUAUUUCUCCAAAUAUCCUGAAAUUUGCAUGCUAGAGAACAAAACGGCUAGCAACGUUAUCACCCAGCUGAAGUCGAUACUAGCAAGGCAUGGCAUCCCAGAGGUCAUCAUGUCUGACAACAUGAUAUUCAGUUCUAGAACAUUCAGAGAGGAAAUGGGACAUAGAACUAGUGACGUCGAGUCUAACGGUCUUAGUGAACGGAUGGUGCAAACCAUCAAGAAUUUUCUCAGGAAAGCUGAGGAAGACAACAGUGACCCAUAUAUUGCAGUGCUGGAAUACAGGAACACUCCGUUAGCAGGAACGGACUAUUCGCCAGCACAGCUAUUGAUGAGCAGGAAGUUGAUGUCAAGGAUACCCACUCAUUGA